AAGAUAACUUUUCAAACUGUCCUGUCAGGAAGCCGCUUGUUGGAAGGUUCCCGGCUGCGGCGAAUGGUGGCGGUUUGAAGUUGGAGGAAAGGGAGAGAGAUAUAAGCGGCAUGAUGACUGGUUCCAAUGAGUUUAAGCUCAGCCAAGCCCCUGAAGAUGGGAUAUCCGCUGUUAAGUUCAGCCCAAACACCUCCCAAUUCUUAUUGGUCUCUUCUUGGGAUUCCUCCGUCCGCCUCUAUGAUGUUCCUGCCAACACUAUGAGGCUGAAAUACCAGCAUGCCGGUCCUGUCCUAGACUGUGCUUUCUAUGAUCCUACUCAUGCUUGGAGUGGAGGUCUGGAUCAUCAGCUAAAGAUGCAUGACUUGAAUACUGAUGGAGAGAAUGUGGUUGGGAACCAUGACGCCCCCAUUCGUUGUGUUGAGUUCUGCCCCGAGGUAAACGUUAUGGUUACCGGGAGUUGGGACCAGACGGUAAAAUUAUGGGACCCGCGGACUCCAUGUAAUGCCGGAACCUUCUCUCAGCCUGAUAAGGUGUAUACAUUGUCUGUGUCUGGGGACAGGCUGAUUGUGGGCACAGCUGGUCGAAGGGUGCUGGUGUGGGAUCUGAGGAACAUGGGCUACGUACAACAGAGGCGUGAAUCAAGUCUUAAGUACCAAACGCGCUGUAUCAGAGCUUUCCCAAAUAAACAGGGCUAUGUGCUGAGCUCCAUUGAAGGAAGAGUCGCCGUCGAAUAUUUGGACCCGAGCUUGGAAGUUCAGAAGAAGAAAUACGCCUUCAAAUGUCACCGGCUGAAAGAGAACAACAUUGAGCAGAUCUAUCCCGUCAAUGCCGUGUCCUUCCAUAAUUUACACAACACCUUUGCCACAGGUGGCUCCGACGGCUUUGUCAAUAUUUGGGAUCCUUUCAACAAAAAGCGCCUGUGCCAAUUCCACCGCUACCCGACCAGCAUCGCUUCCCUGGCCUUCAGCAACGACGGCAGCACUCUGGCAAUUGCCGCCUCCUACAUGUACGAAAUGGAUGACAUUGAACACCCUGAAGAUGCUAUCUUCAUACGGCAAGUGACAGACGCUGAGACAAAGCCCAAGUGAGGCAGCGUCACCUGCCUUCCCCUCCCCCCCUCCCCAACCAAGAUUUUUUUUUUUUAUUAAUUUUCCUUUGCCUCAUGAAUAGCGUUAUUGAUGGUAAGAGAAGAUAAGUAUGGCUGACUGUAGGGCUGGGGGAGAUUUUAUCACAUCCUCCCAAGCUUUCAAUAUCCGUCAGUUGAUAGACGUCUGACAGAUAAAAUUAUUCUCAGUUGUUUUAUACAGAAGCGUGUCGACCUUCUCCUGCAUUUCUUGCCCUUCAUUAUCGGAGAGGACUUCUUACUGUUGACUUUGCUUCAAAUGUAUUGAGGAGGAGGAGGCGGCUGCUGGUUAGUCCUUUAUACUGCCUUGUGUCUUGUCCCUUUCUUUGUUCCUAUAUUUUUUUAUAUUUGUACAUGAAGUUACUUUUCCCUGUUGGGAUUGUAUAUGUUUUUUUUAUGUAAAUAAGCAUUUUCACCCAAAUAAUAAAUACACAAGUCGGAAACCUUUGUGCUGAAUUUA
Molecule: messenger RNA, 1583 nt
Organism: Rana temporaria (common frog)
Lineage: Eukaryota; Metazoa; Chordata; Amphibia; Anura; Ranidae
Gene: BUB3
Product: BUB3 mitotic checkpoint protein
Exons: 7
Coding region: 111-1088 (325 amino acids)
Biological process (GO): mitotic spindle assembly checkpoint signaling
Cellular component (GO): bub1-bub3 complex; mitotic checkpoint complex; kinetochore
Molecular function (GO): ubiquitin binding
Source: RefSeq, a predicted model, not a curated record